Didymella exigua CBS 183.55 is the source of this 840-nucleotide messenger RNA. RefSeq lists its product as uncharacterized. The annotation marks the transcript as partial. The record is from RefSeq and is a predicted model, not a curated record. NCBI's taxonomy places the organism in Eukaryota, Fungi, Ascomycota, Dothideomycetes, Pleosporales, Didymellaceae. Gene Ontology annotation, molecular function: nucleic acid binding. The transcript has a single exon.
CCCGAUCAAGAUAAGGAGUAUGACAACAAAGGCUUCAACUUUCACGAGGUAGUGUUUACUGAUGAGACUCCGGCCCGUAUAGGUGACGAGCGAGGCAUGAUACAAACGUGGUGCUGUGAAGGAGAGCAAUACAACGACGACGUCAAACACAAUCGGAACGUCAAGGACUGUUGCCUGCAGUUCUACGCCUGUUUUCGGUACAACUUCAAGGGCCCGUGUCACGUUUAUUACCAAGAGACGGAGGAAGAAAAAGCAGCUGCAGAAGUCCAUAUUGCACAGCUCAACGUUAAUAAAAAAACCCGCGAUAAUAAGCUACAAAUCUACGCACAACAAGCGCUCCAAGGCAUCAGCGAGAGUGACAUUAACGGACGCUACAACACCAGGAAGAAGCAGUAUGUACCAAGUACAAUGGACUAUAAGCGUGGCGAUCGCGGGCGUGGAGGAGUUGAUAGGUACCGUCACCGCGAAGGUGCUCUCAAGAAGGUCGUUCCAUGGAUUCACAACCUCAAAAAUCGUGGAAUUAAGUGCGUAUUACAACAAGACGGAGCUCCCGCACACAAUUCUCGACUUUCUCGAGAUUAUCUUGUUACUGAGCACGUCGAUAGGUUGUGGUGGCCAGGUCACUCAUCUGAGGCAAAUGCUAUUGAGCACGCUUGGCCGUGGAUUCAGCAGCACGUGACGAAGCAAUUCACUCCUUCUUGUACGCCUAAGCAGUACGAGAAGCAGUAGGCAGCUUCAUAGGACGACCUGCCUGUAGAGGUCAUCAAUCGUUGGGUGGACGCGAUUCCAGAGCAGGUGCGGAGGAUCAUACGGACGGGUGGAAAGAACAGCUUCCACGGG